GAGAUGGUCCUGAAACACACACACACACACACACACUUCACGCGCCGUGCUGUGCAUUGCAGUGAAGGGCACGCGCUGUAGCCGAAGUCACCAGGGUUCUCCGUUAAGGGGAUCAGGCGGAAGCGGAUUAACGGAUUUAAACCCGUCUAAAGCACCUGUUAAUGUUUAUGGCCGUGGGCCAUGGCCGCGCUGUUCGAGUGCAGGGUUCAGUUUUUGGACGACACCGACCCGUUCAACAGCACCAACUUCCCGGAGCCCGCGCGCCCUCCGCGCUACGCCUUCCGCCGGGACUCGCCGCUCGGAGACCAGCUGGCCGCGGUGCACGCGCUCCUGCGCCCCCCGCACAAGUUAGAUGACUGUGCUCUUCAGCUCUCCCAUAAUGGAACAUAUUUGGAUUUGGAAUCAUCUCUUGAUGAACAGAUUGAUGAACUGGAGGGAUUUGAGCAGGAUGACUGUGGAAUGAAGGGAAAAAAACACAGUAUUAUCCUGAGGACUCAGCUGAGUGUCCGUGUUCACGCCUGCAUCGAGAAGCUGUAUAACUGUAAUGGCAGAGAUCUCAGAAGGGCUUUAUUCUCUCUCAAACAGAUAUUUCAGGAUGAUAAGGACCUGGUCCAUGCCUUUGUGACGGCGGGGGGACUCACAUGUCUAAUUAAAGUCGGAGCAGACGCUGACCAGAACUACCAAAACUACAUCCUGCGAGCUUUAGGUCAGAUCAUGCUCUAUGUGGAUGGCAUGAAUGGGGUCAUAGGUCAUCAGGAGACUAUCCAGUGGCUCUACACUCUGAUUGGCACAAAGUUCCGUCUGGUGGUAAAAACAGCUCUGAAGCUCCUGCUGGUGUUUGUGGAAUAUUCAGAGUCCAAUGCUGUGCUGCUCAUUCAAGCCAUCAGUGCUGUUGAUGCAAAGAGAGGACAGAAACAGUGGUCCAACGUCAUGGAGAUAUUAAACGAGAAAGACGGAGUGGACACGGAGCUGCUGAUGUACACCAUGUCCCUUAUUAACAAGAUUCUAGCAGCUCUGCCUGAUCAGGAUUCGUUCUAUGACCUGGUGGAUGUUCUCGAGGAGCAAGGCAUCGAACACAUGACCUCACGCUACAGCACACAUAGGAGCACUGACCCUGAACUCCGGGAGCAGAUCAGAAUCUACGAGGUAACACUUCGGCAUGAGGAUGGUGAUGAUGAUGGUCAGGCCCUGCCCACUGGUUUCUAUGGAAACCUCAGGUCCACAGCCGGCAGGAUUAAGGGUCAGGGGUUAGAGAGACGCCGCAGUCGCAGGCACUCACUGGGCAAAACGGGCCAGGACUCGCCUUUAAGCCCCGCCUCCUCACACAGGAGAAACUUAAAAAGGAGUGAGGAGAGAGCAGCAUCAGGUGUACUGAAACCUCUGGCUGUCAUAGAGGAGGAGUGUGAGGAAGGGGAGGAGACUCCACUUACAGAGUCAAACUCAGAUGAUGAUGGUGAUGAAGAGGGAGAAACUAAACCCUUUAGUCAGAGUGGUAUCAGUGACCAGUCAGAUCGUCCUGCUGCAGAACUAGAGGAAGAGAAGUGUGUGGAAGUGUCUGAGGGCUACGUCAAGACACCGUCUUUGCUAGAAACUUUGCUAGCCGAGCGCAGGUCCUCAGUCACGGUUCCACCCUGCUCCGAGAUGACUCCGCCCCUCCAUGGCUCCACCCACCCACAGAGGCUCCUCCCAUACAUCCCUCACUCUCCAUUUCAUCUCUUUUCCUAUGACCUUGAGGAAGAGGUGGAGCUAAAGCAGAAGAACAGUGAAAGGCAGGUGAGGUCAUUUUCCACUCUUUAUGCUCCUUCUGCUCCCACCAUACAGCAGAAUGACAGACCUCCUCUUCUUCUGUCCUCCUCAUAUCGGCAGCAUCAGGAGUCCCUGGCAGCAGAGAGAGAGAGACGGCGAAUUGAAAGGGAGGAGAGACUACAGAGGAUAGAGAGAGAAGAGCGGAAUCGACACAGUCGGGACUAUGCUGGAAACAUGGAGGAGGCUCGAUUAGCUCGAGAGGAAAGAUUUAAAACUGCAGAAAGGUUAGCCGCAGAGGAGUAUGAGCGAGAACGAGUGCACUCAGCACCUCAUGGCCCCUCAGACUUCUGUCAGUCAUCUCAGGAUGACACGCCCACAUCUGUCAUGUCACAAGAGGCUCUGGACGUAUCCUCUACACCGCACCUGCCAGACAACAAAUUAGAACCAGAUGUGUUUCUCUUCAUCUCAGAACCUGAAGAAAAGGAAGAGGAAGAAGAGGAGAUCAGUGUUGAACAGGUCAUGGAAGAGGCAGCAGAAGAAGGGGAGGAAACUGUAGAGGAAGGGGAGGGGCCUGAAACAAAUGUGGAAGAGCCAGAUGACAAUAUUCAGGAUGUAGAAGUGGAAGACAGUGGAAUCUUGAGCGAUAAAGAACGACAGAAUGAAGAAGUGAAUGAGAAAGAUAACUGUUCUGCAUCUAGCAUCUCAUCAUCUAGCAGCACUCUGGAGAGAGAGACAGGUCUGAGCAGUGAGAAAUGUAGAGACAUCCUAAACACCAAGAUCUUCAUGAUGGACAUGCUCUACUCGCAGAGCAUGAAACCUGGUGAGGAAGAAGAGGAAGAGGAGGCAGAGCUUGAAAAGGAAGCUGGUACAGAAGAAAAUGAAAGUGUGGAUUCACUGGUGGUGGGCGGGUCUAAUAUGAGUGAGGAAAACAGCAGUGAGAAGAAGCCCGAGAGUGGAACAGUGCGAGCUUUUGCUGAACGCUUUGGAGACCUCAUCAAAGGCCUGAGCUCUCCACCAAUUGAGUUGCAGGAAGAGAAGAAGCCUCUCCCAUUACCAUCACUUCCAACACCAAAAAGAGAGUCUGACCAAAUGUGGGAGCAACUCAUGGCAGUGCCUCAUGAGCUGCGCAUCAGAGACAUCGACUUCACUGAUUUGGUUGAUGAGGAUGAUAAGGACGUCCUGCAUUCAGGAGAUUUCAUUGGGUCAGAAGUUCUGGCUCCACCCCCUCCUCCCCCUCCUCCAUGCCCCUUCAACAUUGCCCCUCCCCCACCUCCUCCUGCCCCUGGAGCUGGUCCAGCCCCACCUCCUCCCCCUCAGCCGGAGGGCCCACUCUUCCAGAAGAAAAAGAAGACAAUCCGUUUGUUCUGGAGUGAGGUGAGACUUGAUGAGUGGAGGUUUCUGGAUCUAAGACGGGGACACCUUUCGCUAUGGUCAAAACUGGAACCAGUCAGACUGGACAUAAGUAAACUGGAAAACUUGUUUGAGAGCAAGUCCAAGGAAAUGAGUGUAACCAAGAAAACAGCAGUGGACGGUAAAAGGCAAGAGAUCAUUGUCCUGGAUUCCAAACGCAGUAAUGCCAUUAACAUUGGGCUCACUGUGCUCCCUCCACCAAGAACCAUCAAAUCCGCCAUACUCAAUUUUGACGAGUACGCACUCAACAAGGAGGGCAUUGAGAAGCUGCUGACGAUGGUUCCAACUGAAGAGGAAAAGCAGAGGAUUCAGGAAGCUCAAAUGAUGAAUCCUGAUGUUCCUCUGGGCAAUGCUGAGUCCUUCCUAUUAACACUCUCUUCCAUCAGUGAACUCUGUGCUCGCCUUCACCUCUGGGCCUUCAAAAUGGACUAUGAAACAACUGAGAAGGAAGUGGCAGAGCCUUUACAAGACUUGAAGGAGGGCAUGGAGCAGCUGGAGAAAAAUAAGACAUUCCGCUAUAUACUCUCAGCUGUGCUUGGUAUUGGCAACUUCCUCAAUGGAUCUAGUGCUAAAGGUUUUGAGCUGAGUUACCUGGAGAAGGUUCCAGAGGUGAAGGACACACUCCAUAAACAAUCUCUGCUCCACCAUGUCUGUUCUGCAGUAGUGGAGAACUUCACAGAUAGCACUGACCUAUACUCAGAGAUCGGUGCCAUCACGCGCUCUGCUAAGGUAGAUUUUGACUUGCUACAGGAGAAUCUGUCACAAAUGGAACACCGCUGCAAAGCAUCAUGGGAAAAUUUGAAGCUGAUCGCCAAGCAUGAGAUGAAACCAGCACUCAAGCAGAAGUUGACUGACUUCCUGCAGGACUGUGCAAAGAGGAUUAUCAUAUUGAAGACUGUGCAUCGCCGCAUUAUCAACCGGUUCCACGUGUUCCUGCUGUUUCUCGGACACCCAGCAUCUGGAAUUCGUGAGAUCAGCAUUCAUCGGUUCUGCAAAAUUGUUAGCGAAUUCGCACUAGAGUACCGGACGACACGAGAGAGAAUACUCCAGCAAAAACAGAAACGAGCUGACCAUCGUGAGAGGAACAGAACACGCGGCAAGAUGAUCGUGGACAUCAGUGCUACAACUGAAGAUGAAGAAGAGAAUGGGGCUAGUCAGGGAGUUGGUAGCAGCUGCAGCAGUAAUGUCCCUACUUUAAGGAAAAAUGAAGUGCAGGGACUGAACCAUGAGGAAGAUGCAGCAGACCAUGAAAAUAUGAAAGCAGUACUAAAGCGAAGCCAGCAGGGUAGCAGGACUGAGGUGUGUGGAGUACCGGGACUACGCACAAGGUCAAGGGCAAGACCUAGCAGAAGUUAUACUGCAGCAAUAGCAGCAAAUGAAGAUGCUAUGACCGAUGAUCCAGCUGAUGAGAUCAUGGAACGAAUAGUCCGAUCAGCUACACAGAAUUCAGAUCGCGCCCAACUACGUGAACGGAGACGCUCGCGUGCAAACCGUAAAUCAAUGCGAAGGACAUUAAAGAGCGAUUUGACCCCAGAGGAGGCACAAGCCCUGGGUUUGGAAGCCUUUGUGAUGCAGUGAUGGAUUCAGAGGCAUCGUCCAGUGUCUCAACAGCAAAACAAGCAAGAUUGUUCUAUUACUUGCAUCUUAGUUUUCUGAAAAUCUUGAUAAAAUAUCAUUUUUAAAUAAUAUAACUGCAGUAUUCCUUCAGUAAUAUUGCUUUGGAGAAUAUACUCUCUUUCAGAAACUUUCUGCUGUUUUUUUUAAAUUAAGGAUUUCUGUUUUAUUACAGGGAUUUUCUUUAUUUCAAAGAACAAAUGUCCUGAAAACACUAGAAAGUGUUCAGUAUUAAAACUCAGGGAAAGUAAUGAAAUGACCCUUACAGUGACUUGGGGUUUGAGUCGAGGGAAAGUGGACAAGGCUGCAUUAAAAUUUUCACUCUGUAGUCUCUGGGCUUUAAGCAGUGCCUUUUAUUAAUAGUGUUAAUUCACUGUUUAUUUUUCUCUGCUCCUUUUAAAUUGACUGAAUAUUUUAUCAAGCACAUUUAACCAUGUUUAUGUUCUAAUUCAUUAAAAAGGUUAAAAAUAACCUUGAAUGACAUAUUACUGUGAUGAUGUUUUGUACAAUACGAUUGGGUUUAACUGUCCUGCGCACACUGUUUAGGAGAUUUAAGGUACAAAAGUCAUAUUUAUAUAUUUUUAAACUGUAAUUUAAGUGGUUGAUAUUGCAUUUCAUUUCAAAUUAUUCUGGAAAACUUGUUUAAAAAAAACCCUUUGUUUUGUACAAAGUUUCCAAAUGCACUUCUUUAAUAAUGUUAUGUAGUGUGUUUAUAUUUCUUAUGUAUAAUGUACUGGAUAUAAGUUCUGUAUAAAUGUCUCACAUUUUAAUUUAAUGAAGAUAUUAAACCUGCAUGGUCAAGAACACAGCACUUGAUGUAUACUAGAGUGCAUGGCUUUUAUUUAUUUAUUCAUAAAAUUAAAUUUGAGUGUUUUUGUGCAGAGGUUUUAUUUAUUUUCUCUGCAUUUUAAUUCUGUACCUGAGUGAACUUUUGGCUUUGCCAUCUUUGAUCCAGUGGUGCAAGGGAGAAACUGAUCAGGAGUUUGAUGGACUGUGUUUAGCAGAAAUGGGGAUUAAACCAGGUUU
Molecule: messenger RNA, 5796 nt
Organism: Hemibagrus wyckioides
Lineage: Eukaryota; Metazoa; Chordata; Actinopteri; Siluriformes; Bagridae
Gene: fhod3a
Product: formin homology 2 domain containing 3a
Exons: 30
Coding region: 181-4734 (1517 amino acids)
Biological process (GO): actin filament network formation; cardiac myofibril assembly; cortical actin cytoskeleton organization
Cellular component (GO): cytoskeleton; cytoplasm
Molecular function (GO): actin filament binding
Source: RefSeq, a predicted model, not a curated record